Molecule: messenger RNA, 504 nt
Organism: Protopolystoma xenopodis
Lineage: Eukaryota; Metazoa; Platyhelminthes; Monogenea; Polystomatidea; Polystomatidae
Source: the annotation of a GenBank genome assembly
AUGCUUUCAGAAAAACCUAUUUUAAUUAAUUGCAGAAUUGCAGAAACUGUUAAGGAGCAUCGAGCUAAAGCAGUUCAAAGAAAUCAAUGGCUUUCCAAAACAUCCGGAGCUGAAACUAGUGGUCAUGCUUCUCCCUCGUUUGGCAGUAGCCCAGUAGGCACUCUUUCCACACCCCGUUAUCAGUCAACUAUUUCGCCAGGCCUUCCCGAGACUCCCAUCUACUCUCAACGGCAAAGUUUCAGUCCACCAGCUUCGCCUAAUUCCAGUUUCACUCUGCCUCCGGCCCCUCCACUACAGCGCUCCUUAACUUCCCCGGGAUCUCGAUCUCCGCAAACGUCCGUAAGACUACCUCAAUCAUCGCCUCAAACGAAGCAGCCUAGAUCGCCUACCACUCAUAUUUCACCUUCUUCCAGAGCCUCAGAGAUGAGUUCCAUACUUGCAGAACAUGGCAAAAUUGAUUCGGUUGAGGGCGCAAGUGGUCAGGGUAAGUUAGCCUCUGGAUGA